AUGGUCCAUUCCUCGUGGCUUGGCUCUCACCAGUUCUUCAUCCUCGCCUUACCCCUGAUCUUCUGGCUCGGCAACCACCACUUCGAACGCUCCCCAGUAUAUAUCCUCGGCAUGUCCAUCUACUUCACCGGGAUCCUCAAGGAUCUGUUCUGUAUUCCUCGCCCCUAUUUGCUCCCGAUCCAAAGACUUGCUAUCAGCAAUCGCACCUCCGAAUACGGAUUCCCGUCCAGUCAUUCUGCCAUUUCUGCAUCCACGUUUCUCAUGGGACUCCAAUACGCCCUUCAUGUCCAAUCGAUCAUCCAGCAGUUGACGCUCUUUCUUGGCCUGAUCCUCUAUGGAUUCUUGUUGGUCUUUGGGAGGGUAUACUGCAGGAUGCAUUUGAUCCAGGAUGUGGCCUGCGGCUGGACGAUAGGUGUUUUUGCAUGGACAAUCCAUCAAGUCUUUGGUGAAGUUGUCGAACAAUGGGCGACAAGCACGCAAGCAUCAGUCCCCCUCGUUUUGAUUGUCUGCGGUCUGAUCCUCACGGCUGCCCAUCCACAACCGGUAGACGAUUGUCCCUGUUUUGAGGACAGCACGGCCUUUGUUGCUGUCUUGGUGGGAGUGAUGAGCUUCGCGAUGCUUGUCACACUCUAUCUCCCCGAGCUCGACGACAACGACUUCUCCUUGUGCCAACGAAUCCAAAUAUCUUUGAACAAUCACCCCAUCGCGAUCUUUGAUCUGGCCAACGACUUGUAUCAUGAUUGGACAAGUUAG
Puccinia triticina is the source of this 753-nucleotide messenger RNA. RefSeq lists its product as uncharacterized. The record is from RefSeq and is a predicted model, not a curated record. NCBI's taxonomy places the organism in Eukaryota, Fungi, Basidiomycota, Pucciniomycetes, Pucciniales, Pucciniaceae. Gene Ontology annotation, molecular function: sphingosine-1-phosphate phosphatase activity. The transcript has a single exon. Gene Ontology annotation, cellular component: endoplasmic reticulum membrane. Bases 1 to 753 code for a protein of 250 amino acids.